GCUUCCUACAGCUUAGCAAUCGAAGGGGUUCUGACUUGAACAUUCGGUGCCACCCAUCCGCAUUUCCAUUGCUUGAAGGAUCGUUUCGUAACGCGCCGUGCUUGGUUACAAUUGAGUGUUGUACCAAAAGUUGACAACUGCAAUCUUUGUUCUCAAUGACAGUCGUACACGGCGUAAAUCUCUGUUGAAUUGAUGUUGGCCGAAGACCUCCAAGCCGCCUAAGUUGGUGCAUCUAAUGCUGGGUGCAAUUUCGAUUUUACAUGAUCCGAUGCAAGUCUCGGCCGCUGUCAAUAAUGCUGCAAGGCACAUUAUUGCUGUAUAUUGUCGGCAGGCUCGGGCCGUCCAUACAAUGCAUACAUUAAUUUGGUUAUCGCGUGCCUGCACCUAUCACCAACUUUUGGCUACCCAUAGCCACAUCCAUAGCUGGACAAUUCCCAUCGAAUUCCCAUCAAUCGUGUCUAACUUCCAGGUGGCAUAUCCUCCACAUGGUUUUGUUGUGGAGGAGGAAUCUUGAUAUACCAUUCCGCUGGGACAUCACGCCGCGAAGCCGCAUUAUUAAUUUGCUAUCACACUCCUUAUCUUGAUUCAUCCAAGAUUAUGGGAAACUGCCCCCAGAUCCUCCGUACCGUUCUACUCAAUAUUCUAUCUUCGUUGUUCGGUACUGACGCGGUUUGUAAUAUUCACUCGAUUCCUUAAAUUAGAAAAGAUUUCAUGAUCCUAUCUACAUCAUGUAGACCCUUUUCAAUUUCGUAUUGCAUACCUUAGUCGUUGCACUCUUGGAAAUCUAUUCAAUAAUCAUUCUCAAUCAUGGUUUCAAUCCUCCCAGAUGGAAUGUCCAACUUGGAGGCAACUAUUUUAUUCUUGAUCAUAGACACAAUAGCUCUCAUUCUACGCGUCAUUUCCAGAAUACAGACAAAGAGCACGACGACGACUGGGCAAUUCAUCCGCUACGAUGACUGGUGGAUUCUUGCAGCUUAUUUGAUGUUUGCUUCGCACUGUAUUUUGAUAGUUUGCGGCGAGUACAUACAAUCGCCAAAGCAGAUGUUUUAUAGUAAUGUAUCAAACAGACAUCACGAAAAUAUCAGGUACCCUCGAACCAUUUUUAGUCAUGGAUUCAGAUCAUCGAUUGAAAAUGCUCCAGUUGCUAUGGAUUGGUAGUAUUCACUUCCCUUUCAUCAUCACGGCCGUUAAAAUCUCAAUAUUAUGCAUGUAUCGCUCUCUAUUCAAAACAACCCCAAAUCUCAUUCGAUGUGUGGAUAUAACAAUGGGUUUAUGCACAAUAUGGUUCAUAAUCACUGUAUGCUUGACGAUAUUCGGAUGUACACCUAUCAGAGCAGCAUAUAAUAUAGCCCUUAGACUCGAACCCACCACACAUUGCAUUCCGUACGGAGAGAUAGUUCUUGGCUUCGAACUUCCCAAUGCAAUCUUGGAUGUUGUCAUUCUCGCCCUUCCUUUCUUUGUCAUCAGAGACCUUCAUGUACCUGUACGGAAGAAGGUUCUUUUGUUCUUGCUUUUCUGGUUUGGUGGGUUCGUUAUUGUGACAUGCAUACUACGUAUAGCAUACUCAUAUCAGCCUCAUGAUCCAGAGCAUUUUUCUGGAUUCUCUACUGCGAAUGAAUGGUUGAUGAUUGAGGAAGGGAGCGCUAUUUUAGGAGCCUGUGUCCCAACAUUUCGACCCGUACUAAAAACGUAUUUCAAGCUUCCAAAAUCUAUCAAUGACUGGUUCUCUUCGACACUGGGAGCCUCAACGUCAGCAAGCAAACUUUCCAAAAGUCAUUCGAAAAUUAAAAUUCAACCAAAUCAAUCCAAAGAUCGACCUGGACCUUCGUAUCAAUUGAAAAAGCUAUCUACAGCCCACCUUCAACGUGGAAGAGAACGGCAGAAUCAGGGCCUCGACACGGAGUCGGAUGAAAGUCCACUGGUUGACAAUAAGAUUUGGGUCACAAGGCAUAUUACAAUUACAAAAUAGAAGAUUGAUCAAGCAUUAGAUUUUGUCAAUAAUAUUAUAGUUCCAUUAUUUGCCUUUCUCCAUAGCUUACUACCUAAUUAAAAUCA
Molecule: messenger RNA, 2055 nt
Organism: Botrytis cinerea B05.10
Lineage: Eukaryota; Fungi; Ascomycota; Leotiomycetes; Helotiales; Sclerotiniaceae
Exons: 5
Coding region: 808-1158 (116 amino acids)
Source: RefSeq, a predicted model, not a curated record